This is a messenger RNA of Pungitius pungitius (ninespine stickleback), 1006 nucleotides long. RefSeq names its product apolipoprotein D-like. Gene Ontology annotation, cellular component: cytoplasm. Gene Ontology annotation, molecular function: lipid binding. The transcript has 6 exons. The coding region runs from base 140 to 694 and encodes 184 amino acids. The record is from RefSeq and is a predicted model, not a curated record. Lineage: Eukaryota; Metazoa; Chordata; Actinopteri; Perciformes; Gasterosteidae. Gene Ontology annotation, biological process: lipid transport; tissue regeneration; response to reactive oxygen species.
GACGACAGCAGCCGCGUUUCAGACCUCUUUGCGCUCAAAACAUGUUGCAGGAAGAAAAAAAAUGAUACCGCUCCACUCACUUUUUACCAGCACAUGCAGACAACAGACAUCUUUAACCCUUGUACUCCUGAGGUGAAACAUGUCCGCGGUCUACCUCCUCCUCCUCCUGCUGCUGCCGCUGGUGUCCGCACAGACCUACCAUUGGGGGGGCUGUCCUGCCCCCAAGGUGCAGCCCAACUUCAACCUCCCACAGUAUAUGGGCCGGUGGUACGAGAUCGAGAAGCUCCCUUCGACCUACGAGAGAGGAAAGUGCAUCGAGGCCAACUACGCCUUCAGGAAAGAUGGAACCAUCCAGGUGCUGGCCUCCCGCCUCCGUAAAGACAAGGUGAGGUUAGCAGAAGGAACCGCAGUGGUUCAAGACCAGAGAGAACCUUCCAGACUCGGAGUCAGCUUCUCGUAUUUUACGCCCUACAGCCCUUACCUGGUCCUGACCACCGACUACACCAGCCUCUCCGUGGUCUACUCCUGCACCAGCAUCCUCAACAUCUUCCACUACGACUACGCCUGGGUCCUGGGCCGCUCUCGCUUCCUGCCGUGGGAGACCGUGAGAUACGCCGAGCAGCUGCUGACGGACGAGGGGAUCGACCUGUACAGGAUGAAGCCCACGGAUCAGACGGGCUGCAAGGACACCUGAAGGUCCACCUGUGGCCGGUGAGCCUCGGUUUCGGGAUCAAUACUCUCCAUCGAAUCUCAGUGUGGUUCGCUUUGAUUUCCAGUAUUUAUCCAGCAUCGCCCCACUGUGGAUAUUGUUGCAAAACCUAUAAAUAAACAUCAAUGCUCAAAGAAAGUUGCAAAGGGGGUUUAUUGUGUUGUGAUGAUGUGUGUAGUAAAGAAAACAAACACAUCCGUGCUGGUAGCAAACAUAAGGGUCGGUUCAUUAAAUCUGCAUUGAAUUAAUCAGAUAACUCGGUCACUCUUUAAUCAGUCAGUACAUCAUCACCAUCUG